Messenger RNA from Galleria mellonella (greater wax moth), 1726 nucleotides. RefSeq names its product dihydrolipoyllysine-residue succinyltransferase component of 2-oxoglutarate dehydrogenase complex, mitochondrial-like. Gene Ontology annotation, biological process: tricarboxylic acid cycle. Gene Ontology annotation, molecular function: dihydrolipoyllysine-residue succinyltransferase activity. The coding region runs from base 107 to 1447 and encodes 446 amino acids. The record is from RefSeq and is a predicted model, not a curated record. NCBI's taxonomy places the organism in Eukaryota, Metazoa, Arthropoda, Insecta, Lepidoptera, Pyralidae. Gene Ontology annotation, cellular component: oxoglutarate dehydrogenase complex. The transcript is spliced from 10 exons.
GACGGUAGAAAAAAAAAGAACUUCAAAAAUUUACUUCAUGAAGUGUUUAGAUUUUUAUUAUGAUUUAUUAAUUAUAUAAUGUACUUUGUAUAACAGUUGAAAUAUAAUGAUCAGAAGAAAGAUCUUACGAUUUAUUUCACAAAGCAAGUCACUUACCACUACACCAAUGAACUGCAUUCUAAAACGUAGUCUAGUAACAUCGGUCAAAAAUAUAAUAUAUGAGCGCCGAUACCAUUUUCCAAGGAUACGAUACUUACUCAUGACACGCGCCAUUCACACAAGCACUCGACUGCAAGCUGUUGAGAGCGUGAAGGCGCCCACUUUCCCAGAUUCGGUCACCACCGGAGAUGUCAAACUAAUUAAAAAACAGGGAGAUGCCGUAGCCAUGGACGAGGUCGUAUUGGAAAUAGAGACAGACAAGACCGCACUCCCGGUGAUGUCCCCAGGCAACGGCAGGAUCGUCAAGAUGCUGGUUAAGGAUGGGGAAGCGGUCAAGUCGCAACAAGUUCUUUUUGAGGUGAAUAUAACAGGUGCGGCACCAGCGGCGGCCCUCGCAGCAGCUCCAGCAGCAGUCCCGAAGGCUGUGGCCGCCCCAGCUCCUGCCCCUGCCCCCGCGGUUACCGCUGCCAAAGCUGCUCCUACCGCUAAAUCCACACCAGUUGCUGUCAAGACCGCUGCUAAAAAGCCCACUGGACCGACGCUUGCUGCACAAAAAAUCGGUGAUCCAACGAAGACAAUCUCUGGCACGCGCACUGAGCACCCUGUACCUAUGAACAAGAUGCGGAAACGUAUAUCGGAGAGAUUGAAGGAAGCUCAGAACACCACAGCCAUGCUGACCACUUUCAACGAAUGCGAUAUGACAAAACUAAUGGCUUUCCGUAAGGCCAAUUUGGACGUGUUCACGAAGAAAUAUGGAGUAAAGUUGUCGUUUAUGUCUCCGUUCCUGAAAGCGGCUGCCAAUGCGUUGAUGGACCAACCCGUGAUUAAUGCGGUUAUCAUUGGAGAUGAUAUCAUUUAUAGAGAUUAUGUGGACAUAUCAGUAGCAGUAGCGACUCCUAGAGGACUCGUAGUUCCCGUGGUGAGGAACGUUGAAUCUAUGGACUAUCCGCGAAUAGAACUAGCAUUGAAUAUGCUGGCCGAGAAGGCGAGAAGUGGUAAAUUGACACUAGCGGAUAUGCAAGGUGGCACCUUCACAAUCAGCAAUGGCGGAGUGUUCGGCUCACUCCUGUCGAUGCCCAUCAUCAAUCUGCCACAAUCCGCCAUUUUGGGAAUGCACGCCAUAUUCCAAAGACCGGUUGCAAUUCAGGGCAAGGUGGAGAUCAGGCCAAUGAUGUAUCUUGCGCUGUCCUACGACCACAGACUGAUCGACGGCCGUGAAGCGGUAUUCUUCUUGAAGAAAAUCAAAUCAGGCGUAGAGGACCCAACGUCAAUUCUGGCUGGUGUAUAAUUUUAACACACAUAAACAGUGAUAUUUCGAAGAGAGUCGAUCGAAAGAUCGAAUUCACAAUUGUGAUUUUAAAAUAAAAUUUUAUACAAAACUUAUAUUAAGUUUGAUGUAGAAAAAACUAGUGCAAUAAUAGGAUAUUUAGACAAUCACUUCAGUCAGUGUCUUUGAGACGUAGUUACAGUAUUGUAAUUGUUUAUGUCGGUAUACUUACGUUUUAAAUUCGAGGAUGCUCGACUAGUAUCGAACUCUUUAGAAGCUCUCGUUAGCUCAACCAACAUU